Messenger RNA from Salvia hispanica, 2451 nucleotides. The record is from RefSeq and is a predicted model, not a curated record. NCBI's taxonomy places the organism in Eukaryota, Viridiplantae, Streptophyta, Magnoliopsida, Lamiales, Lamiaceae.
CUCAAAAAACGAAUUUAGCAGGAACAAAAGUGGUUAAGAGAGAGCAUUAAGAAGAUGAAGGGUGGAAGUGAAAAAGGCGGAAUCUUGGCGAUGGGCUUUAAUAGGAAGAGGGCUGAAGGAAGGGAUGAGAGCGCUAGGCCGAAAAAGCUGCAGCUCAAUCCUUUUAAUACCACUGCUUAUGUGCAGAUCCUUGGAAACGGAAUGGAUACACAAGACACAUCCCCAACAGUCCUGCUGUUUCUUCAACAUAAAAGAUUUAUAUUUAAUGCUGGAGAAGGAUUUGAACGCUUCAGCACUGAGCAUAAGAUCGGAUUCUCGCAGGUGAGUAACAUAUUUCUCUCACGUGUCUGCUCAGAAACAGCUGGUGGACUUCCAGGUUUCUUAUUGACCCGGGUGGGCUUGGGAGUCAUUGGAAUGCCUGUCAAGUUGUGGGGCCCCUCCAACUUUGAAUAUUUGAUUGAUGCUAUGCAAUCGUUCAUCCCCAAGGAUGCCAAUGUUAGUUCGCAUAGCUUUGGGCCAUCACCGAGUAUGGUGGUGCAGAACUUGGAUAAUCCUUUUGUUCUGAUCGACCACGAAGAGAUCAUAAUAUCCGCAGUACUCUUGAGACCGAAUUAUGAAGAACCAAGUUCUCCUGAGCCUAUUAAAAAUGUGACGAAGCCGGGUGAUCUCUCUGUUAUUUAUAUUUGUGACUUGCGAAAGCUUAAUGGAGAAUUUGACCCUGAAAGGGCCGCUGCUCUCGGAUUAAGACCCGGCCCAAAAUGCGACUCGCUGGUAGAUGGGAAUCCUGUAAUGUCAGAUAGUCAAGAUAUUAUGGUACACCUAAGUGACGUAAUAAUGGGUCCGUCUGUUCCUGGUCCUAUUGUCCUUUUGGUCGACUGCCCAACAUUGUUGCAUUUCCGGGAUCUGCUGACCGUGCAAUGCCUCGCUCCGUAUUAUGUAGAUUCAGCGCACGAUUAAUAGAGGGAUUCCAAGAUUGUGAAUUGCGUAAUUCAUCUGACUCCUCUGAGCGUCGCUCGGACAGAUGAUUAUCGAACGUGGAUGUCAAAAUUCGGAGCAGCUGAGCAUAUAAUGGCAGGACAUCAAAUGAACAAUAUACAGGUGCCGAUUUUGAAAGCUAGUACUAGGCUCGCAGCUCGUCUUAACUAUUUGAGCCCUCAGUUUUUCCCGUCUUUGGGUUGCUGGACACCGCCGAACAUGGAUUUACCAUCUGAGACUGAGGCAUCACAUGAGAUUUCGGCUGAGAAUCUUCUCAAGUUUAAUCUGCUUCCCUACGAGAAUAUGGGGCUCGACAGAUCAAGUAUACCGAAACUAACAUCUCACUCCGAGAUCAUUCAAGAGCUAUUGUCAGAAAUUCCGGAGGCUAGAGACGCCUCCGAGAAUGUGACCCGUUUAUUGUCGGAUUGUGCGAGUGUGACCGAGGAACCAUGGUUGCUCGAAGAUGCUGUCCCUAGCUGUCUCGAAGAUAUAACCAGAGAAGACAUGGAGAUUGUUCUUCUUGGUACCGGUUCUUCGCAACCCUCAAAGUAUCGAAACGUUAGUUCGAUUUUCAUCAAUUUAUUUUCCAAAGGAAGCAUACUCUUAGAUUGUGGUGAUGGAAGCUUGGGACAGCUAAAGAGAAGAUUCGGAGUCCAAGGUGCGGACGAAGCUAUAAAAGGUUUGAAAUGCAUCUGGAUUUCGAACUUCAACGCAGAUCACCACACGGGCCUUGCAAGUAUCCUUGCUCGACGACGUGAUCUGUUGAAGGGAUCACCACAUGAGCCCGCCCUCGUCGUUGGCCCGUAUCAGCUCAAUUGGUUUCUGAGCGCCUACCAGAAGGUCGAGGAUCUGGACAUGCGGUUUCUCGACUGCUCUCAUACAACUGAAGAUGCAUUGGAGGCUUUUGAUUCGAACAAAGGGAACCCGAGCAAGGGCGUCGAUUCAUCUCUGUGCAAGAUUCUCGGAGAACUUGGAUUAGAAGCGCUGGUGAGCUUCUCCGUCAAUCAUUGUCCUGGAGCUCAUGGCGUCGUGCUGCAGGCUGCGAGCAGGAUCAACAGCGCCGGUAAAACCAUUCCCGGCUGGAAAGUCGUCUACUCAGGCGUCACCAGACCCUGCCCGAAACUUGUUUGGGCUGCCCGCCACGCGACCGUGCUCAUUCACGAGGCGACCUGCGAAGACGGGAUGAUGUACGAUGCGGUGGCUCGGAAACACAGCACGACGACAGAGGCAGUGGAAUUGGGGAAUUAUGCGGGUGCGUAUAGGAUCAUACUGACUCAUUUCAACCAGAGAUACCCGAAGAUCCCGGAGUUCGAUGAAGCAGGGCAUAUGCACAAAACGUGCGUCGCGUUCGACAUGAUGAGUGUCAACUUAGCGGAUGUUCAUGCACUGCCAAGAGUGCUGCCAUAUCUCAAAGUUCUGUUUAGAGGUGAAAUGUAACAUCCCAAAAUUUCGAACCCUAAUUUUAGAGCCGUAAAA